AUGUCACCCACGCCGGUUAGUCGCAGUUUGAAAGCAGAUAAUGUGAAAGAGAUCUAUUUCAAAGCUUACGUCGAUGAAAAACUUGAUGUACAUAAGAAGGAGUUAGAAGAAGAAUUACAUCAAAGUCGAAUGCGAGCUCUGGAGCAAGCGCUUGAAGAAGCCAAAAAAGAAAGUUGGAUGUAUAAACCAAUGGAUUUCUGA
Molecule: messenger RNA, 201 nt
Organism: Necator americanus (New World hookworm)
Lineage: Eukaryota; Metazoa; Nematoda; Chromadorea; Rhabditida; Ancylostomatidae
Exons: 3
Coding region: 1-201 (66 amino acids)
Source: RefSeq, a predicted model, not a curated record